AUGAUUUCAGACGAUGAGCUUUACCGCCUUGCGAUAUUUCUGGGGUCUGCUGCUAUGCUCCUCAUCAUCCUCUAUCACUUCCUAGAAGUCAACGCCGUUGAAGAGCCUGUCGACGACAAGAAGUCCGGAGCUUCAUCUUCUCUGACAGAUGCCAAAGUUGGAGCUAUGUUGCGAUGAGAGAUUGAGUGCUGUUGGACGGAGGAUGACAACAAGGGGGGGACGAAGGAAACACCAGAAUACAGUCUUGACGCGGAGUCGUUGGUUGCUCCUUUAUUGGC
This is a messenger RNA of Amorphotheca resinae ATCC 22711, 278 nucleotides long. RefSeq lists its product as hypothetical. Gene Ontology annotation, cellular component: oligosaccharyltransferase complex. The record is from RefSeq and is a predicted model, not a curated record. The transcript has a single exon. Bases 1 to 177 code for a protein of 58 amino acids. NCBI's taxonomy places the organism in Eukaryota, Fungi, Ascomycota, Leotiomycetes, Helotiales, Amorphothecaceae.